This is a messenger RNA of Eptesicus fuscus (big brown bat), 2909 nucleotides long. It is a transcript of the gene TRIM29, whose product is annotated as tripartite motif containing 29. Bases 249 to 2015 code for a protein of 588 amino acids. NCBI's taxonomy places the organism in Eukaryota, Metazoa, Chordata, Mammalia, Chiroptera, Vespertilionidae. The record is from RefSeq and is a predicted model, not a curated record. The transcript has 10 exons. Gene Ontology annotation, molecular function: zinc ion binding.
GGGCUGAGGACAGACCCGAGCACCUCUAGGCCUUGGGCUCACAUGCCGGUUCUCCCAGGUGACAGGCCAGUGCCUUCUCGUCCUAGAGCUUCCGUUUUCUCGUCUGUUAAGCGGCAUCACUGAGCAGGUUGUUGGAUUGUAAGGUGUGUCUCCGGGCUCCGCCGCUGCCGGUCCCACUGCCCAGCAGACGCCGCCGAGAGGCCACCGCCGCAGCCCCUGACCCGAGACAGACCCGCCAAGCGCCUGCCAUGGACGCCGACGCCGCCCGGAGCAACGGGGCCAGCCCGGAGGCCAGGGAAGCCCGCAGCCUGCCGGGCCCCGCGGGCAGCCCUGAGACCGGGGCCAAGGUGGACGGUAAAGACGCCAAGACCACCAACGGGCACGGCGCGGAGGCGGCUGAGGGCAAGAGCCCGGGCAGCGCCCCAAAGCCAGGGGAGGGGAAGAGCUCCCUGUUCCUGGGGAGCGAGUGGCGGCGGCCCAUCAUCCAGUUCGUGGAGUCGGUGGACGACAAGGGCCCCAACUACUUCAGCAUGGACUCCGGGGACGGCCAGCGGUCCCCCUACGCGGGGCUGCAGCUGGGGGCCGCCAAGAAGCCCCCGGUCACCUUCGCCGAGAAGGGGGAGCUGCGCAAGUCCAUCUUCUCGGAGCCCCGCAAGCCCGCCCUGCCCGCCGGGGAGCCCGGGGGCGCCCGGAGGCACAGCUCCCCCCGGGCGGGCCUGGGCGGCCUGCCGCGCGCCAAGCCGGGCGCCGAGGAGGUCCUGUGCGACUCCUGCAUCGGCAACAAGCAGAAGGCCGUCAAGUCCUGCCUGGUGUGCCAGGCCUCCUUCUGCGAGCUGCACCUCAAGCCGCACCUGGAGGGCGCCGCCUUCCGCGACCACCCGCUGCUGGAGCCCAUCGGCGACUUCGAGGCCCGCAAGUGCCCGCUGCACGGCAAGACCAUGGAGCUCUUCUGCCAGACGGACCAGACCUGCAUCUGCUACCUGUGCAUGUUCCAGGAGCACAAGAGCCACAACACCGUGACCGUGGAGGAGGCCAAGGCCGAGAAGGAGACGGAGCUGUCCCUGCAGAAGGAGCAGCUGCAGCUCAAGAUCAUCGAGCUCGAGGACGAAGCAGACAAGUGGCAGAAGGAGAAGGACCGCAUCAAGAGCUUCACCACCAGUGAGAAGGCCGUCUUGGAGCAGAGCUUCCGGGAGCUGGUGCGGGACCUGGAGAAGCAGAAGGAGGAGGUGAGGGCGGCGCUGGAGCAGCGGGAGCAGGACGCCGUGGGCCAGGUGAAGGUGAUCGUGGACGCCCUGGACCAGCGGGCCCAGGUGCUGCAGGAGGACAAGCAGACGCGGGAGCAGCUGCACAGCAUCAGCGACUCGGUGCUGUUCCUGCAGGAAUUUGGCGCGUUGAUGAGCAAUUACUCCCUGCCCCCACCCCUGCCCAGCUACCGAGUGCUGCUGGAGGGGGAGGGCCUGGGGCAGGCGCUGGGCAACUGCCGGGACGACCUGCUGAACGUGUGCAUGCGCCACGUGGAGAAGGUGUGCAAGGCUGACCUGAGCCGCGGCUUCAUCGAGAGGAGCCCCGCGGAGAACGGGGGUGACCAUCGCUACAUGAGCAACUACACUGGCAGCUACGCCAGCGACUGGGGCGCGCCCGACACCAUGAAGAGAUAUUCCAUGUACCUCACGCCCAAGGUGGGGGCCAGGACGUCGUACCAGCCCGUGUCCCCCAGCCGCCUCCCCAAGGACAUCAGCCAGAAGAACUUCAACAAUCUCUAUGGCACCAAAGGUAACUACACGUCGCGCGUCUGGGAGUACUCCUCCACCACGCACAGCCCCGAGGACCUGCCCCUGCCCGGGGUCCCAGGCAGCUCCUCCUUUUCCCUGAAAGGCUACCCCUCCCUCGUGCGGAGCCAGAGCCCCAAGGUCCAGCCCCAGACUUGGAAAUCUGGCAAGCAGACUUUGCUGUCUCACCACCGGCCGUUCUACGUCAACAAAGGCAACGGGCUUGGCUCCAACGAGGCCCCGUGAGCUCCGGAGGGAAUGAGGCACCCACUCCCGCUGACCCCGCUGACCCCGCUGCUCUCGCUCUGUCCUCGGGCUGCAGGAAGGCCGGUCCUGGGCCCGCCGUCCCCGCCCUCUGCCCGCCCCCAUCGCCGCCUGGCCAGCCCCACCUUCCCCGUUGGCACACGCUACCCAGGCCGCUCUCCCGCGUGAGGCUUCUAACGGUCACGGUCUUCGUGCUCAGAAGCCGAGCAUCACGGGGUGGGAGACAAGUGGGCUUCUCUCCCCGACCCCCACCUUUCUCUUCAGUGGGACUAGCGGUGGGUGCCACAUGGUGCCGGCCUGCCUCCCUGCCCGGGCCCGGCUCUCAGGCCCGUGGCCCUGCCUCCAAGCUCUGGCCCCAUGCAGCGAGCCGUGGCGCCUGACCCAGCCCUCACCUCCCACCCGCGUGGGCCCGUCCAGGGGAGACUGCUGCUUGUGCCCUGCCCUGGCCCUUCCUGCCCAUGCCCAGCCUGGCAGACCUUCCGCCGUGGCCACGACAGAGGGAGGCUGCUCGGGGUCUGGGCAUCACCCUGGGGCUCCCCACCCCUUUGGAUGUGCAGUCCCUCAGGGCGGGCGGCGCCCGGCUGGUGCGACGUCAGCCUGAACGGCCCUCCCUCCGAGAUGAGCCGCUCCCUGGACGGUGGAGCCCGGCCCAGCGGCCCUGCGGGGCUGUCACUGACCGGCAGGGCCCUCGGUUCCGUAACCGAAUCCCCUGGCCAUGGGCAGUCGGCGCCGCUCCCCCCGGCCACGCUACUCAAUGAGGUGCCUCCCCGCUGCCCCUCCCCACCGCCCAGCGCAGUCUCCCCCUCCCCCGCUGCCCCUCCCCACCGCCCAGCGCAGUCUCCCUCUCCCCCGCUGCCCACCGCCCACCGCCCAGCG